AACACGCACACAGAGGACGUGAGCGCACAAUACGGCUGUGGUGUGUGCCGGUGUGUGCGUGUGUGCAGCUAGCCGCUAGCCCUAGCGCGCCGCACGACGAUGGCUUUGUUUUGGUUGGCUCUCCAAGCAACAACCACACAGACGAACGUCGCGUACCGCAGACAACGGACCGCAGCCGAGUGAACGAAAACCGGACAGUGACAGUGUGUGCGUCCGAUGAAAGGUAGAAUCGAAAUUAGAGCUGCCUUGAUAUUGUGAAAUUGGAAAUGAAGAAAAGUGCUCCCGGUUGCAGGAAAAUCAUCCCAAUCACUAUUUUAUCCAUUCCUACGGCGUGUUAAUAACCCCCUCUAUUAUACAUGAAACUCAUAACUAGUAACAGUGUUUAGAAAGAGAGAGACCCUUGCGCCAUUGUGAAUACCAUUGUGUGUGUGUCUGUUUCUUCGCUUCUUAGAAUCCCGUUUUUUGGUGCACGCAACACGCGCCUAACAUCGUUUCGAAUACCAUAGCAUUUGUGUGUGUCUGUUAAACGUGUAUGUGGUCCGUUUGUACAUAAAAGUGGGCAGUAAAAAAAAAGCAAAAAAAAAAAAAUGGGUGGCAAGUCCUCCCCACGCACGCCAGGUGUUGGUGUCUGUGCCGCGCCAAUGAAGCCAAUAUUCUGCUAGUGCGCGAUCGUGUGAAAUAGCAAAGGGUGGUUCAAAUAUAGAAAUAAGCAAGCGCAAUCGUACGUUCGAAAAAGGGCCAGCAAAGGAAGAACCCGCUGUGCAACACACACUUCCUCCACAAGAGUUUCGAGGAGUAGGAGGAGGCCGUUGCGCAACCCGCGUUGAUAUCCCGUGUGUGUGCGAGCGCGCCCGCUUCAUCUCCCGCUACCCGGAGUAACCGGAAACCGAUCGAGCGUCGCGUCAAAUACGAGAGAUGCAGCGAUCGUCCCGCGCGUCCGAUCGUAGCAGCAGCAACAGCAACAGCAGCAAGAUCAUCGUUCCCGUAGCCGCCGCCGUCGCCGCAUCAACGUCAUUGGCGUGUCGUCUGUGGUUUGGCGCGAGUCGACCGACGCCGCGGAUGGUGGUUGACACCUGUGACGACGACGCCGCCGCCGCCGCCGCCGCCCGGCCGUCAUCGAUCGUUGGUGGCCGCGGUGUCGAGGAUGGUAUGGAUCGUACCGCCCGCCAGCCCCCGAUCCUCUCCCUCACCGGUCGCUAGCGCACCGGAUCGACAAGGCAAAGGGUGGAGAAUCCGAUCGAAACGGUAAUCAAAACGCGUCUCAACAGCAGAGAAAACGAUCGUACGCCAUCGGCGUGCGCAGCUUCGCUUGUUGACCGUCGUUAUCAUCAGCGUUGCGGACCGGGCAGACCGGGAAAGUGAUAGUGAAUCGUUGUGCAUCUAGCGAUCAAUCUUUUUGAACGAAAAAAGAAGAAAGAAUAAAUAAAACAAAAAUAGGCAAAAGGUUCAGUGGAGCAGAUAGAACCGCAUUAGUGAAAACACGUGCCGCGAGAGCAUUAUUAUUGAGUACCGGAAGAAGUUACUCUCAUAUACAUAGUGUGAAUGUGAGUGAGAGUGUGUUUGUGUGUACAGUGAACGUAAAUAAAUAUUGUGUACAGUGAAGUUAAAUCAUACCGAGGACCGGGCACCUCGUUUUGAAUCUGUCGUAGCAGUGACACGACGACACUCGACCAAAACCCCCGCCACAAAGUGAUAACACAGCGAUCAACGAAAAACACCAACAGAGAAACACCCCGUUCUAUACACAUUUAUUUGCAUUUUUCCGCGACCGAGGGUGACUCAUCUAGAGAACGGAAGACGGAGCCACAGUGAGUCGAGGAGCUCAUUAAUUAAAAGCCUCUGGAAGAGAUAAGGCCGGGUCAGAGCGCAACAAACACCACAACCACAAUUCAGCAGCCAUGGAUGGGGUAAGGGCGCUGGACAUCUUGCCGCUGCUGAACGAACGGUUCGCCCUGCUGUCCGGCGGGCGGGACAAUCGCGGCGGUCCGAUCAUCUGCUUCCCGGCCACGACCAAGCGCGAGCGGAUCAAGCCGGAAGACAUCAAGCGGGUCGUCAGCUACUUCAUCAACAUACCUAGCGAUGAAAGCAAAAGCCACGGCUUCACCAUCAUCGUGGACAUGCGGGGCAACGGCAAUACGGCGGCAAGCGCCAAGAUGAUACUGAAGGUGCUGCAGGAGAACUUCGGCACGGACGUCAUCCACCAGGCGGUCAUCAUCAAGCCGGACAACUUCUGGCACAAGCAGCGCUCAUCGAUUGCCAGCAACAAGUACAAGUUCGAGACGACGACGAUAUCGAUCCAGUCGCUCGGCAAGCUGGUCGAGCCGUCCCAGCUGACGUCCGACUUCGAGGGCUUCCUGCACUACGACCACGCGGUGUGGAUCGAUCUGCGCGUCGCGUUCGAGGACUUCCUGUGGCAGGCGAGCGACAUCCUCGACCGGAUCGACGAUCUGCAGGAGGACCUGACGCACUCGGAGUGCCCGGAGGACGUGAACGGGGCGAAGCACAGCAUCGAUGCGCACAACGAGAUGAAGCGCAAGAUACUGAAGCUGCCGAUCGAGGAUCUGGACCUGCAGGGGCAGAAGCUGCUCGGCAAGCUGACGACCUACUCGAACCGGAACGAUGACGGGUGCCAUUCGGCCCCGCUGCCCACCAACUGCAUCAAUCCGGACGUCACGUCGGCAAUGAAUCAGGUCCUCCAACAGCUCGAAACGACGCGCAACGCCCAACAGCAGCUGCUCAAUCUGUGGCAGCACCGCAAAACGAAGCUCGACCAGUGCUUCCAGCUGCGCCUGUUCGAGCAGGACUGUGAGAAGAUGUUCGACUGGAUCCUGCACAACCGGGACGUGUUUCAGGAGACGUACGUCGAGAUCGGGCACAACUACGCGAUCGCGAAGAACCUGCAGGAGGAGCACCAGCGCUUUGCCAUAACGUCGCGCAACGUGUGCGUCAACAUCAACCGAAUACUGGCCGUGGCGGCCCGGCUGUACGAGGGCAACCACUACGCGGCGGCCCACAUCCGCACGCUCGCGGCCCGGUUAGACAAAACGUGGAAAGACUUCGUCACCACGCUGGACGAGCGGACGGCCGUGCUGACGCUGUCGGUCGUGUUCCACCACAAGGCGGAGCAGUACACGGAGAGCGUCAGUAGCUGGGCGGCGGCUUGCGAGGCCACCAUACCGACGCCGACGAAUGUGGAAAGCCUGGAGACGGCCAUCGGGACGCACCAGUCGCUGUACGAGGCGAUGUGCCAGGCGUACACGGAGGUGCACUCGACCAGCAAAAAGCUGCUCUACCAGCUCGACCAUCUGGUGCAGGUUUGCAAUCAGCCACCGAUUGUGAACACACGGAAAAAUGACAACUCGCAUUUCAAUGGUGGCAAUCCGGCGGCCGACUACAGCGAGGGCGCCUCGCACGUGCUGGCAGUGAUACAUCAAAUACUCGGCCACCACCGGGCGCUGGAGAGCAAGUGGCACGCGGGCAAGCUGCGGCUACACCAGAAGCUGGCGCUCCGCCUCUUCCAGGAGGACGUGAAGCAGGUGCUGGACUGGCUGCAGAACCACGGUGACGUGUUUCUGCGAAAGAACAGGGGCAUCGGCAAGAGCCUGCAGAAGGCCCGCAUCUACCAGACGAGCCACGAGCACUUCGAGAAUGUCGCGCAAAACACGUACCGCAACGCGGAGAAGCUGCUGGCUGCGGCGGAAGAGCUGGCCCGGUCGGGCGAGGUGUCGCCGCAGGAGAUUUUCUCCGUCGCGCAGGAGCUGGAAACGAACGUGGCGUCGUUUGCGGAGCGGGUUGAGAAGCGGCGCCGGCGGCUCGAUCUCGCCGUGGUGUUCUACUCGAACGAGAAGGAAAUCUCGGCCUGGCAGGAGCAGCUGCACGCGGAGGUAACGAACGAAGAGUCGCUCGAGCUGGCGAACGAGCAUCUGGAGGGCACGGAGCGUAUGCUGGAGCAGUGCAAGGAGCAGGAGGAGAACACGCUCAAAACGUGCAUGCAGGCGAUCGCGCAGGGCGAAGCGCUGCUGCAGGAGCUGCGCGCGAUCGAGGAGGAGGACAGCUCCGGGUCGCUGACGGCGGUGCAGAACGCGCUCGAUCGCAUCCAGAAGAACCGGCUCGACCUGGAGGGGCUGUGGCAGACGCGCCGCAUGAAGAUCGAUCUCUACCUGCGGCUGCGCAUCUUCGAGCGGGAUGCGCUCGAGGUGUCGUCCCAGCUGGAGAUGUGGUCGGAGGAGCUGCAGCACACGGAGGUGUCGCGCGACUUCCAGAAGACGGAGCAGUUCCUGCGCCUGCACAACGAGUCGGUCAACCAGAUGCAGACGACGACGUACCAGGUGAUGAACCAGGGGCACGAGCUGAUGCAGCUGUUCGAAUCGUCCGGGCUGCUGAUCAUGGCGGACGCGAACCACACCGCCCAGACGCGGGUCCAGUGCCUGCUAGAGUUUCUGCACGACCGCGAGCUCGACCUGGAGGAUAUGGCGGAGGCGAAGCGCAUCAAGCUCGAGCAGUCGAUGCAGCUGUGCCACUUCCAGAACGACGCGAACCAAGUGAUCUCGUGGAUCCGGAACGGGGAGGCGAUGCUGAUGGCCAACUUUUCCAUCCCGAACAACUUCCAGGAGGCGGAGCAGCUGCGCAAGGAGCACGAGCAGUUCCAGGUGGCGAUCGAGCGCACGCACACGUCCGCGGUGCAGGUGAAGUACCGGGCCGAUGCGCUGAUGAACGCGAACCACUACGAUCCGCAGAGCAUCAAGGACAUUGCGGAGGACGUGACGAAGAAGUGGCAGAAGCUGGUGACGUGCGCGGAGGAGCGCCACAAGCUGGUGACGGCGUCGCAGAACUUUUUCAAGACGGCCGAACAGGUGUGCAGCGUGCUCGACAGCCUGGAGAAGGAGUACCGGCGGGAGGAGGACUGGUGCGGUGGCGGCGGCUCCACCGACAAGGGCCAGCAGAUAGUGCAGCUGAUCUCGAAGCACCAGGAGCAGAAGGAAGCGUUCCUGAAGGCGUGCACGCUGGCGCGCCGCACGGCGGAAACGUUCCUGAAGUACGCGAACCGUUCGCUGCAGUUCUAUCACGUCAAGCCGACGACGGUGAACAGCGAGUCGCGGGUGAAAUCGAUCCUCGAGAAGCUGCUCGCGCAGGAAACGCAGGUGCUCGAGUACUGGACGCAGCGCAAGAAGCGGCUCGACCAGUGCCAGCAGUUCGUGCUGUUCGAGCGGUCGGCCAAGCAGGCGAUCGAGUGGAUACACGACACGGGCGAGGCGUACCUGUCCUCGCGCAAGAACAAGCUGUGCUCGAGCCGGGAGGAGUCGGAGCUGCUGCUGCGCGAGCACAACGAGUUCAAGAGCACGGCGAAGGAGACGCGCGAGCGGGUGAAGCUGCUGAUACAGCUGGCGGACACGCUGGUGGAGAAGGGGCAUGCGCACGCGAGCUCGAUCAAGCAGUGGGUCGCGACGGUCGACUACCGCUACAAGGACUUCAGCCAGCGGAUGGAGAUCUACCGCUCGAAUCUGGAGAAAUCUCUAGGCCUACCUGGUAUCAUACAGCAACAGGAUGACAAUAACCUUAGCAGUAGCAAUAGCAGUAACAAUAGUAGUAACAGUAGUCUUAACGCGGGCCGCUCCCUUUCCUCGGCCAACUCCAGCUCGGGCAUCUCGUCGGGCUCGGGAUCGUACGCGAGCGUGAUUGCGGUGGGCGGCGCAUCGCCCGUACCGGCGGGCGGUGUGACCGGUGGCAGCAAUGGGGAUGGCAGCAGCAGCAGCAGCGGUCCCUGCUCGACCAGCUCAACAGGCACGUCCGCAGGGUCCGCGGGCGGCUCGGUGCUCGAGUAUCGCCACUCCGACCCAUCGCUCGAGACGAAGCUGAACGCGGCGGCGGCGGGGGCGGGCGCGGUCGGCGCCGUGCAGAAGGAAAUCAACGAGGAGAAGCGCAAAUCGGCGCGCAAGAAGGAGUUCAUCAUGGCGGAGCUGCUGCAGACCGAGCGCACGUACGUGAAGGAUCUCGAGACGUGCAUCAGCGUGUUUCUGCGCGAGCUCAAGAGCGGCCAGCAGGUGCCGCCGAACCUGGUCGGCCGCGAGCACAUCCUGUUCGCGAACAUCGAGGACAUCUACCAGUUCCACGAGAAGAUCUUUCUGCGCGAGCUGGAAAAGUACGAAACGAUGCCGGAGGACGUCGGCCACUGCUUCGUGACGUGGGCGACCAAGUUCGACAUGUACGUGCACUACUGCCAGAACAAGCCGCAGUCGAUGGACUACAUGGUGCAGCACGGCGGCACCUACUUCGACGAGGUGCAGCGCAAGCACAAGCUGGAGCAUUCGCUGCCGGCGUACCUGAUCAAGCCGGUGCAGCGCAUCACCAAGUACCAGCUGCUGCUGAAGGAUCUGCAGUCGUGCUGCGACGAGGGCCGGGGCGAGAUCAAGGACGGGCUGGAGGUGAUGCUGAACGUGCCGAAGAAGGCGAACGACGUGAUGCACCUGUCGCUGCUGGAGCAGUGCGACAUGCCGAUCGACAACCUCGGCGACGUGGUGCUGCAGGACUCGUUCCUCGUGUGGGACACCAAGCAGAUACUGAUCAAGAAGGGCCGCGAGCGGCACGUCUUCCUGUUCGAGCUCUACAUACUGUUCUCGAAGGAGGUGAAGGACACCAACGGUACCGUGAAGUACAUCUACAAAAACAAGCUGCUCACAUCCGACUUUGGCGUAACGGAACACAUCGAAGGGGACGAGUGCAAGUUUGCCAUCUGGACCGGACGGGCCCCGAUCCUGUCCGACUAUCGCAUCGUGCUCAAGGCGAACAGCCUCGAGACGAAGCAGCUGUGGGUGAAGCGAAUGCGCGAGGUCAUGCAGGAGACGUACUUCUCCGGCACUUCGUUCUCGCUGCUCAAAUCGCCGGCCAAGGUCAGCGGCAAGAAUUUGGGCCAGCGGCUCUCGAAGGACAUCGACGAUACGCUGAACGACAACGAUCAGGACGGCAGCUCGCUGGCAAGCUUCGGGUCCGGCAACACGACCGACAGUGAGAAGGGCGGAUUAGCGGAGAUGACAUGGGUCAUAGCGGACCAUACGGCAGCCCCGGGCACGUCCGAGCUGAGCGUCAGCAAAGGUCAGCAGGUCGAAAUCGUCGACAUGAACUGUUCGGGCGCGCCCGACUACUGCCUGGUGCGUCUGUCGAUCAACGCGUCCGACAGCCAGGAAGGGCUGGUGCCGGUGACCGUCCUGAAGCCGCUGCCCUCCUCCCACAGCAAAUUGAACAAUAAACAGCGCGACACGGACACCCUGGGAGAAGUCCCACAGGAAAGUGAUUGCAUACUACCGAACCAGCAUACGUCGCCCGUCAACAAACGGAAAGGCUUCAGCGGGAAAAAAUGGCUCCCGACACAGUUCCGGAAGCUGUCGCACGGCAAAUCGGAUAAGCUACCACCGGUGGAGAAGACGCUCAUCAGCAAGAAGGGCUCCGACAAGAAGGUUAAGCCCAACCAGCAGGAAAAGCCGCCGGAAGAGCAGGAAUCGUCGGCGGCCGCCUCCGCCGCCCAGCUAGAGCCGGAGGAUGAGGAAGCGACAGCGAUCGAGCUGCCGCCGCCGAUGAAACCGAUACAGGACACGGCAUCCGCCCUGAGCGGCGCCUCCGUGGUGCCGUCCUCCGCCGAGGAUGCUGCCGCCGGCUCGACGAACAAAAUCACCAAGGCCAUGUCGCUCAAGUCGCUGGAAGAGCCGGUCGGUGCGCAGCCGCCCGCCGAUCUGGCCGAGAUCGAGCAGUUCGUGAAGGCGAAGGUGGAAAGCUUAAAGUAUCUCGACAAUGACGGUGGCGGCGGUGGCAGCAGCAGCAGCAGUGCAGCGGCCGCGCUCGCGAUGGGACUGAUGGUCGGUGACGGGAGCAGUAGCUCCGGCACGAUGGCACUGAACGGUGGGCACACGAUCGCCAAACCGGCCAUCUCGCCCCAGUUCUCGGAGAACGAGGCGGCCGACGAUACGCUGACCGAGGAGCAGUGCAUCGAGGACAUACUGCGGAAGCGAAACUAUGCGCUGCGCGAGCUGCUCACCACCGAGGAAGCGUACGUGAAUGAUCUGUCGCAGAUCGUGAAUGGAUACAUAGCGGAGAUACGUAACCCGGCCAGCACGGUACUGAUCCCGGACGAUCUGAAGGGUGGCAAGGAGCGGAUGGUAUUUGGCAACAUUGAAGCAAUAUACGAGUGGCACAGAGAUCAUUUUCUCAAAGCGUUGCAAAAGUGUCUACAGAACCCGUACGAGCUUGGGCCGCUAAUCAAGCGGAGCGAACGGAAGCUGCACAUGUACGUCGUCUACUGUCAGAACAAACCGGUCUCGGAGCACAUCGUGCAGGAGCAUAUGAGUUACUUCGAUGAAUUACGCUUAAAAUUAAAGUAUAAACUAUGUUUAGGAGAUAUGCUCAUCAAACCAGUCCAAAGAAUAAUGAAGUACGAGUUACUGUUGAAAGAUAUCCUGAAGCAUACUCUGCGGGCCGGUCUCACCGAGGAAGUACCAGGAUUGAAGGAAGCGAUGCAUAUAAUGCAAGUAGUUCCUAAGGCUGCCAACGAUAUGAUGGACGUUGGUCGGUUACAAAAGUUUGAGGGUAAAAUAACGACACAGGGCAAACUGCUGCUGCACGGCCCGCUGUACUGUGUCGAGGGUGCCUCGAGUAGUGAUAAGAAUUCGUACAACUCCCAGAAACCGAAGGAGCUGCACGUGUUUCUGUUCGAGCAGAACAUCAUCUUUGCCGAGAUCGUCGGAAAGAAAACGCAGUUCACCAGUCCAAACUACAUCUACAAGGCGCAUAUUCAGGUGAACAAAAUGACGCUACAGGAUCUUUCCGACCAGACGAAUGGCAAUCGGUUCUCGCUUUGCUCAAUCGACCCGCAACGUUCCAGUCUUAGCUAUAUCUGCACGGCACCGACACCGGAGCUGCACAGCGAGUGGCUCAACACGAUACACGAGAUACUGAAAACGCAGAACGAUUUCCUCAAAGCGCUCGUCAGCCCGAUCGCUUACCAAAAGGAGCUGACGAAGGAUUCCUAAGCGGCCUGGAUGACCGCUCUUCCGCUUCCAAUUCCAUCUUCUGCCGGUGUGACCGGUGGGUGUGUUUUGCAGGCCUAUUAUUUUGCUCGCAUGACAUUCGAUCGAUUCCGUCGGAAGCACUCGAGCGGGAGAACAUUUGGUAUCGUUUUCGCCAUUCGAGUCGAUGAAGGUUUCGUCGGCAUUUUUGUUCGUUGCACCUGUGUGUUUGACAGUUGGCAAUAUAAAAGGCCUGUUAGCGUUGGUUCUGCGGAUUUUCCCCCAAUUUCUGGUAUGGUACGGUACGCGUUGUACCAGGUACAACGGUUUUCUGUUUUAUUCAGCCACGAACAAGCAAGUAGUGAGCACCCGAAAAGCCCCCAUUUGGGAUCAUUACGAGUAUUAUUUAUUUUAUACGAGCUUUUUUGUAGUGUGGUCUGUCUAUUUUUCCCCCGAACAAGAAAGUUUUCAAUUCAUUUAUUUAUAUAGACAAAGUCAAACAUCACACAGACACACACCGGGCGCCGUACGGCAACUGUAGCAGCUAAUUGCAUGCAGCAAAUUGAAUUUGCAUAAAAAUGAGGAAAAUGUGCAUCAUCACACAAGUUAAGAGAUAUGCAAUAAGCAGAAAAGGAAACCCAUCAGAACUAUUACGGUUAAUAGCAAUCUAAAGCAGCUAUGGAACUAUGGCAGAACAAAGUAUCAACAAGUGAACUAACAGUGUGCGAAGGCAGCAAAUAAAAAAAAAUUAAAGCAAAUUACUCUGUAAAA
Anopheles gambiae (African malaria mosquito) is the source of this 9764-nucleotide messenger RNA. RefSeq names its product triple functional domain protein (gene trio). Lineage: Eukaryota; Metazoa; Arthropoda; Insecta; Diptera; Culicidae. Gene Ontology annotation, biological process: axon guidance; intracellular signal transduction. Bases 1899 to 9017 code for a protein of 2372 amino acids. The transcript is spliced from 15 exons. The record is from RefSeq and is a predicted model, not a curated record. Gene Ontology annotation, molecular function: guanyl-nucleotide exchange factor activity; protein binding. Gene Ontology annotation, cellular component: cytoplasm.